UUUGAUCUGAUUAAUUUCCAUGAACUUGCACAUCAAUGUUUUUCGUUUCUAUAUAAAGGUAGAAGGCCUCCAUUUUCUCUACUUCAAUUUGGAUUCAAGCUCACCAGCAAUGGAAGAACUAGCCCAUGAUUUCUCUCCCUUCAUCCGCGUAUACAAAGACGGCCGAGUAGAGAGACUCAUGGGAACUGAUAUACUCCCUCCAUCUUCAAACGGCACUGUUGAGUCCAAAGAUGUUGUCUUUUCACCAGAAACUGGUCUAUCCGCCAGGCUUUUUGCUCCGAAAAUCCGAAACCCCGAUCAAAAACUCCCUCUUCUUGUGUACAUUCACGGCGGUUGCUUUUGCUUUGGAACCCCGUUCUCCGCCACCUACCAUAAUUACUUAAACGCUUUAGUUCAUGAAGCCAACAUCAUUGCAGUCUCGGUUGAUUACAGAAGAGCGCCGGAGCAUCCUGUCCCUAUUUGUUUUGACGAUUCAUGGACCGCCCUUAAAUGGGUCGCUUCUCAUGUUAAUGGAACUGGUCCUGAAGAUUGGCUAAACAAUUUUGCUGAUCUUGAAAAGGUCUAUUUUGCGGGUGAUAGUUCUGGUGCUAAUACAGCACACUUCAUGGGAUUGAGAUAUGGCCAAGAAAAACCAGAGGGUGUUAAGGUUGCACGGAUUAUUUUGAUACAUCCGUACUUCUGGGGCAGUGAACCGAUCGGUGCAGAGGUUAAUCACUUGGAGAGAAGAGAAUUUGUAGAGAAAUUCUGGCGUUUUGUAUGUCCUGUAACAAGUGGGUGCGAUGAUCCGUUGUUUAAUCCUGUGGCUGAUCCGAAAUUGGCGAGUCUGGAGAGCUGUAGAGUGCUGGUUUGUGUUACUGAGAAGGAUUUGUACAGAGACAGGGGAUGGUUCUAUUAUGAGAAGUUGAAGGAGAGUGAAUGGAGAGGUGUUGUGGAGAUUAUCGAGACGAAAGGAGAAGAUCAUGUCUUCCAUUUGUUCAAUCCCAGCUCUGAAAAUGCUGUAGCUUUGCUCAAACAAAUUGGUUUUUUCAUCAAUCAGAAGAUUCAAGAGAAGGCCUGACUGUUGCUGGCAUUCUAUAGCAGCAUCUCUCAGUAUUAGAAUUAUGGUUUUUAACAUUUUCCUUUUAAGCUUUAAUGCAAUCGCAUAGACUGUACUGAAAGCUUCAAUGAAUAAAUCA
This is a messenger RNA of Pistacia vera, 1175 nucleotides long. RefSeq names its product probable carboxylesterase 2. The record is from RefSeq and is a predicted model, not a curated record. Gene Ontology annotation, molecular function: hydrolase activity. NCBI's taxonomy places the organism in Eukaryota, Viridiplantae, Streptophyta, Magnoliopsida, Sapindales, Anacardiaceae. The transcript has a single exon. Bases 20 to 1057 code for a protein of 345 amino acids.